Ciona intestinalis (vase tunicate) is the source of this 2500-nucleotide messenger RNA. The record is from RefSeq. NCBI's taxonomy places the organism in Eukaryota, Metazoa, Chordata, Ascidiacea, Phlebobranchia, Cionidae.
GUUUGUUGCACUUUUUCGUUCAUACCAUGUAUGUAGUAUUUAGUAUUGAUUGUAUUCGGUAAUUCGUAAGUGUUGCGAAAUGGACGAAAUACCGACGAAUUUCGUUGACAAUGUUACGCAUUACACUUUAUAUGCAAACAAGUUAUCAGACUGCAACAAGCUGGAAGAAAUUCUCUUAAAAUGUCAAGCAAUAGUUGCAAAAGAAACGCAUGGACACAUCUGGCAAAACGAGCCAUUCCAAUUAAGCAUAUGCAAAACAACAACACCAUUUUCGCUAAAAGGUAAUACUAACUAUGGCGAUUCCGUUGACGACGAAUGGUUUAUUGUGUAUUUGCUGCACAAGAUAACUAUAAGCCUAACUCAAUUGGUUGCUACUAUAAAUGACAGUGAUGGCGAGUUCUUAUUAAUAGAGGCUGCUGAAUAUCUACCAAAAUGGCUUACACCUACAACAUGUAAUAACAGAGUAUUUAUUAGUAAAGGGUUGGUACAUAUUGUGCUUAAACCAGCUUCUCCGUCCGAAAUUGACAUACUGCCUAUUGGGGACCCUACCCUACAGCAAGCAUUAGAUGCUGUGUCUAAUUAUCCAUGGUUAACACAGGCAAGCUCUUCCAUAAUUUCAUGUAUUCAGAAACGUAUAAGUGGUUUCCCAUGUCAAGAUAAUGUGUUUCAUGCAAAUGUGUACUUGUGCGAAAGUAUUGUGCAUUUAUUGGACAAGAACCCAUCCCUAAUUUCUCCAGCUGUGCAAGCGUUUUAUUUGAGAAAUCCCGUUGAUUUAAGAGCUUGUAGAAACUUCACUUAUUUUAAACCGGAAAAUCGUGUAUGGUCUCAAAUACCAAUGACGCGAUGUCAUUAUGCACAGCUAAUGCAACAGCAGUUCAUUGCAGACAAGCGUAGUGGGUAUUUACCCAGCUCUGCCCUACCCCCUAAACAAAACAAAGGUGUUGACUUAGGUAUGAAAAUAUCUCACGGUUUAGAGAUACUUUGCUCUAAAGUAAAACCAACAAAAAGUGCUGAAAAUUCUGCCGAAACUGCUUUAUUUGAUGAAGACAAGUUUAACAGUUUUGUUUCUUACCUUAAAGAAACCGGUUAUUUCCGGAAUGAACUGGAAGGGUCCAAACUUUAUAAUCAAUUAAAAAUUGAGGCACAAAAAUUUUUCACUGAAAAUUGCGUUUCGGAUAGAAAUGUACCUACUGAGCAAGAUGUGCUUGUAAAUAUGGUGAAAAUGCUUAAAAUUUGGGGAAAAAGUGGGUUUCCGAAAUUAGAGACACUUGUCAUUAAAGAUAUACUGGAAGAGCUACCUAAUGAAAGUUCUGAUAAAUGGAUGUAUUUAGACGAAAACGCAGUUGAAGAGUUAACCAAAGAAAUGAAUUUGGGGUUCAAAAAUCUGCAUAUUGGAAAAAAGAAGAAAAAAACUGCGGACUUGUCUCAGGAAACUAUAAAAGAAACUGUGGAAAAAAUGAAAACUUUUGUGGGUGAAGUCUCUGGCCUCGAGGGCGUAGAAACUACAAAUGAUAUAUCCCCAGUGGUUUUUGAUGUCGAAAAUUUUAUGUUAAACGUUGAAAAUAUGCUUGGUCAUGCUGAGAAUAUGUCCGAUGAAUCCUCAAGUGAGUUUUUAACAAGCGAUGAAGAAACAGACACAGAUUUAGAGGAAGAAAAAAAUGAAAUACAGGAAUACAUGGAAAAAAUGGACUCCGAAUUGUCUGCUACCGCUGUUGGAAAAAGUUUUGUAAAACUCAAGUCUGAAAAUGCUGGCGUUAGUGAAAAUAUUUCUACAGAAGAACAAAAAUUAAAUGAAGAUAACGCGCCGGUUAAUAUCGAUUUGAAUUUAGUUGAGAACUUUUUACAAGGGUGUCACAGCCAAGCUGGGUUAGCAGGUCCCGUUACAAAUGUUUUGGGAAGCCUUGGCAUUAAUAUACCUUCAGGUGUAGAUUUAAAUUGACUUUUAUAUUCCAGGUUCUAAAAAACUAUCGUUUUUGGCAUAUCGUUUUUAGGCAGAAAAUAUCGUUUUUGUUUUGUUGAAUCUGUGCCCCAAAUUUUUUGUGGAAUCAUAAAUUAUUACUUAGAAUCAUAGGCCCAAACCUAGGCAGGCCUACCCGGAAAUUUUCUGCAUUGCAUUAAUCGAAAAUUAGCACCAAAUUUGUUGUAAAGUUAUGCAUGUCUAACUAUUCCUGCAUUCAAAAGUUGGGUGCCUAUGCGUAAUACAACCAUAACUGCAAUGCAAAUGAGUGACAUUUUUUAAAAGGUGUUUUGGGCAUAUGACACCUAUACCUUGUGAAUGUGCAAUUGUUUGCAGAUAAAACAGGCAUUGUAUUAUUAUGUUAACAUGUUUAUUGAAUUUUAUCAUGAUCCAAAUUUUAAUAUAUAUUUCAAAAUUCUAAUGCAAUUAAAAAACGAUGUAAAUUUUCUCUUCUGGUAAAAUUAUGCCUCUUAACAACAACAGUAAAAUUAAAUAAACGUUUUUUUACCGCCUACUGCCAAUUUAUACUCUUGUUUUUUGCAG